AUGGGAAAACUUUUCAAGUCCAUUGUCGGAGUGGGUAAGGUCGUGAUGGGCCGUCCAGUUGACCUCAAGAAGUUCUUCAGCCCGACCGCUGCCCGAGGAAAGCCAGUAUGGCCAAAGACUCAGGCAGAUCUUCUUCGUUACGGAGUUCGUUGGGACUACGACGGCAUCAUCACGAAAGAAGACGGCAAGGAAUAUCACAAAUUCCAACUACAACCCAACGCCGGGAAAGUCCCCUCCACGAUUAAGGAAUGGCGCGACAACAACGGAGGCACACACGCAGUGAUGGCGACGAUGUACAUUGAUAAAGGGACCAAUCCGGAUGACGAAACAUUUGAGGCUGCGGUUAAGAGCUCCCUGGAAGGGCUUUGA
Molecule: messenger RNA, 369 nt
Organism: Aspergillus sclerotioniger CBS 115572
Lineage: Eukaryota; Fungi; Ascomycota; Eurotiomycetes; Eurotiales; Aspergillaceae
Exons: 1
Coding region: 1-369 (122 amino acids)
Source: RefSeq, a predicted model, not a curated record